Coprinopsis cinerea okayama7#130 is the source of this 273-nucleotide messenger RNA. RefSeq lists its product as hypothetical. The record is from RefSeq and is a predicted model, not a curated record. NCBI's taxonomy places the organism in Eukaryota, Fungi, Basidiomycota, Agaricomycetes, Agaricales, Psathyrellaceae. The transcript is spliced from 3 exons. Bases 1 to 273 code for a protein of 90 amino acids.
AUGGCUAAUGCUCAACAGACUGGUAGUACGAAACGUACUGACUUGGAGCGCGUGGAUGAGAUCCGAUGGAUUAUCGAGGUUUGCUUUGCUCUCGCUGGUGCUUCUGGAGCUGCGCUCUCCGCCGGACUUUGCUACGCAUUGCGCAUGAAACGGACGGGCUACUCGAGCUUGAGCUUUUAUUCCAAGGCGUUGUUUGUCAAGGAUGGCUAUCCUUUCGUCGGAGCUCUCGUCAUCUUGACCAAGAUCUACGCCAACUCAGUCCUUGCAGUGUGA